Gekko japonicus is the source of this 1458-nucleotide messenger RNA. RefSeq names its product HtrA serine peptidase 4 (gene HTRA4). Gene Ontology annotation, biological process: proteolysis; programmed cell death; positive regulation of apoptotic process. Gene Ontology annotation, molecular function: serine-type endopeptidase activity; protein binding. Gene Ontology annotation, cellular component: extracellular region. The transcript has 9 exons. NCBI's taxonomy places the organism in Eukaryota, Metazoa, Chordata, Lepidosauria, Squamata, Gekkonidae. The record is from RefSeq and is a predicted model, not a curated record. Bases 1 to 1431 code for a protein of 476 amino acids.
AUGGCUGCAGCCCCCCGUGGGCCAGCCCUGCUGCUCCGCUUGCUGAUCCUUCUGGUGGCCCUCUCAGUCGUGCCCUCUGCCCUGGGACUGCCCUGCCCGGCGGCUUGCGAGCGGACGCGCUGCCCUCCGCGCUCGCCCCAAGCCUGCGCCGCCGUCGGGGGCCUUUUCCAACCCGACCGCUGUGGCUGCUGCUGGGAAUGCGCGGCCGGGGAGGGCCAGCCGUGCGGCCCCGGCGGCCUUUGCGCUUACGGCCUCUUCUGCCAGAGGCCCCCGGGGAACCGGCAGCGGGGCACCUGCUCGUGCGCGGAGUCCACCCUGCCCGUGUGCGGCAGCGACGGCCGGACCUAUCGCAGCCUCUGCCUGCUGCGGGCGGAGAACCAGCAAGGGCGCCUUCGGGACCAGCCGGCUGUGAUCGCCGUGCAGAAGGGCAGCUGCGGAGAAAAAAGUGAGGAAAACAUUUCUGGUGCUGUGGAUACCAAUAGCCCGCGCUACAAGUUCAACUUCAUUGCUGAUGUGGUUGAGAAGAUUGCUCCUGCAGUCGUGCACUUGGAACUCUUCCGCAGGUUGCCUUACACGAACAAAGAGGUGCUGGUGUCCAGUGGUUCGGGCUUCAUUGUGUCCGAGGAUGGUCUGAUCAUCACCAAUGCCCACGUUCUCACUAACAAGCACAGAAUCCAAGUGGAGCUCAAGAGCGGCCACCAGUUCGAUGCCAAAGUCCGAGAUGUCGACCAUAAGCUAGACAUUGCCCUGAUCAAAAUAAACACCAACAUGGUUCUCCCGGUUCUCCUGUUGGGCAGAUCCUCUGACCUUCGGCCUGGUGAAUUCGUGGUGGCUCUGGGCAGUCCUUUCUCCUUGCAAAACACCGUGACAACAGGAAUUGUAAGCAGCACUCAGAGAGAUGGCAGAGAGCUUGGACUGAAGGACUCCGAUAUGGAAUAUAUUCAGACAGAUGCCAUUAUCAAUUAUGGAAAUUCUGGAGGGCCCUUGGUGAAUUUGGAUGGAGAAGUCAUUGGGAUGAACACGUUGAAGGUAACUGCCGGCAUUUCCUUUGCCAUUCCCUCAGAUCGAAUCCGGCAGUUCCUAGAAGAGUCUCACAAUCGUCAGGUGAAAGGGAAGGUCAGACCCAAGAAAAAGUACUUGGGACUCCGCAUGCUUCCUCUCACUUUCAAUCUUAUCCGUGAGCUGAGGCGGAGAGAUAGGGAUUUCCCAGACCUGAGCUCCGGGGUCUAUGUCUAUGAAGUGAUUCCAGGAACAGCUGCUGCAAGUGCUGGCUUCAGAGAUGGUGAUGUCAUCAUAGCAAUUAAUGGGAAAACUGUCACUUCCACCCGAGAUGUAUCGGAUGCUGUGCAAAACACCAAGACCCUGGCCAUCGUGGUGCGGCGAGGAAAUGAAGAUGCCAUCUUGACAGUGACCCCAGAUGAAAUUGAUUAAAAGUUGCCCUUCUCCAGCAAAGGACUG